AGUCUUAGGGUUAGGGUUCCUCAAAGUUCAUCUCCCUUAUUUUUUUUAUUUCCCUUUGCCCGCAACCAGCCGCGCAAACCUAUCCAGAGACUUCAUCAACAAUGGCGGAACAGACCGAGAAGGCGUUUUUGAAGCAACCCAAAGUGUUUCUAAGCUCUAAGAAAUCUGGGAAAGGGAAGAGACCAGGAAAGGGAGGGAACCGCUUCUGGAAGAGCAUUGGUUUGGGCUUCAAGACCCCUCGUGAAGCUAUUGAAGGAACUUACAUCGAUAAGAAAUGCCCAUUCACCGGUACCGUUUCAAUCAGGGGACGUAUCUUGGCUGGUACUUGCCAUAGUGCCAAGAUGGUGAGGACUAUCAUUGUUCGACGGAACUACCUUCAUUUUAUCAAGAAAUACCAAAGGUAUGAGAAGCGCCAUUCGAACAUCCCUGCUCAUAUUUCUCCCUGCUUCCGCGUGAAGGAAGGGGACCAUGUCAUUAUCGGACAAUGCAGGCCAUUGUCGAAGACUGUGAGGUUCAAUGUUUUGAAAGUGAUUCCUGCUGGAUCUUCGGGCGGUGGGAAGAAAGCUUUCACUGGCAUGUAAGCAUGAGUGCUUGGGGUUUAUAGAAAACCUAUGAGGAAGACAUUAAAAAGUGGAUGAAGUGCCUCUAGAUUUGAAGAGUAUUUGACUGUUAGAUGCCCUAUUGUUUUUCGUUGUUUUUGCAUUUACAUGGUAUGUGUUCGGAUUUUGUCAAAUUAUGACAUGGAAUUUUGAAGA
Messenger RNA from Hibiscus syriacus, 755 nucleotides. Its product is annotated as 40S ribosomal protein S11. The transcript has 6 exons. Bases 102 to 581 code for a protein of 159 amino acids. Gene Ontology annotation, cellular component: ribosome; cytosolic small ribosomal subunit. Gene Ontology annotation, biological process: translation. Lineage: Eukaryota; Viridiplantae; Streptophyta; Magnoliopsida; Malvales; Malvaceae. The record is from RefSeq and is a predicted model, not a curated record. Gene Ontology annotation, molecular function: structural constituent of ribosome.